AUGGCAACUCAUAAAUGUCGUAAUAUUAUGUCUGAAUGUACAAAACUUACACCAAACAAUGAUAUUUUUCCUCAUGAAAUUAAAAUAAUAUUGGAAAACAUUGUAAACUUAAAAAAAGUAUCAAUGAUGCAUCUGAUAGUCGUCGUGUUAUCAGGUGUUGCACAUUGGUGUUUCAGAACAGUUUUAAAUAUUGAUAUGGAUUGGAAUAUUCCACUCAUAUUUUUUGGAGUUAUUAUUGGAUAUCCUGGUAUUAAUAUAGGAAAAUUUUAUUCAAUUAAUCAUAUUUUGAAUGCUUUAGGAUCAAACAAAUCAACAGUAAUUAGUUUGAUCGAACGAGCAACUAGAGAGGUCAAGCAAUAUUUGAAAAUGAAGAUUGAAGAUAGUCAUGUGAACGGUUCAGUAACAAUAGAAAGUUUAUUACAUGAACUAGAGAAAAAAAGAUCCAUUAUUCAAGCUUUCGGUGAAUUCAAUACUUUUGUAUCUUCAUUCAAUCUUUAUCGUGCAGAUAAAACAGCAUAUCAUCGAUCUGUUUUAAAUACAUUAUGGAACGGUCCAAGUUGUUACUUUAGACAAUUAGUAAAAGGCGAUGUUAAAUGUGAAAAUCCAUGGUUAUCUAUUGUUGCAGCUGCACAUCCUGGUGCCAUUAUAAAUAUCUUGAAAGAAGAAAAUAAUCAACUCGGUUCUGAUGGAUUAUUUGCAAGGUAG
This is a messenger RNA of Rotaria sp. Silwood2, 705 nucleotides long. NCBI's taxonomy places the organism in Eukaryota, Metazoa, Rotifera, Eurotatoria, Philodinida, Philodinidae. The record is from the annotation of a GenBank genome assembly.